CGUACGUAUUAAAUUCGAAUUUCAAUGUCUAUAAUAAAAGGAGUCACAUUAGAAGAAGAAAUGAAGAAGAAUCCUCAAUUGAAACUAUCCGAUAUACAAUCACUGAGAGAAUGGUGCAAGAAACAACCACACUUGCCAAAAAUUGAGGACAACUUUCUCGCUUUGUUCCUUCACAAUAAUUACUAUCAAAUAGAACCAACGAAAAAUACAAUCGAGAAUUAUUAUACGACCAGGACACAUUUAUCAGAAAUUUUUUGCAAUCGAGAUCCGUUUGAGGAAAAGAGUCUGCGACAAACCUUCAAAACCACGGCUGUUUUUCCUCUGAAUGAAUUAACAAAGGAUGGUUAUAUCAUGAUAUUUUCAACGCUCCUGGACAGCGAUCCUUCCUUCUAUGACUAUAAUAACUGCAUGAAAAAAACUAUGAUGUUAUUCGACAUACAGUUGCUGAAUGGUACGAAUGAUGGUUACGUUUUCAUUUUUGAUGUUGGCAAAUUAUCGUUCGGUCAUGUUAUGCGAAUGAAUCCAUUGGACAUAAAGAAACAUCUGUACUAUCUCCAAGAGGCAAUGCCGAUACGUCUAAAGGCAAUUCAUAUUCUAAACGCAACACCCGCCAUGGAAUUAUGCAUGAACAUUGCGAAGGCUUUCAUGAAAAACGAAUUGAUAGACAUAAUACAUUUUCACUUAUCAUUAGAGAGCAUUUCUGAAUAUAUCCCAGUGGAUGCGUUGCCAAAUGAAAUAGGCGGAAAAGCAGGUUCUACGCUUAAACUAGCUGAAAUUCAAUUGAAGAAAUUGGAAGAUAAUCGCGAGUGGUUUCUGUUGGAUGAAUUAACCAAACGCGUUAAUGAAGCGUUAAGAAUAGACAAGAGCAAAACAGGAAAUGAUUUGUUUGGUAUAGACGGUAAUUUUAAAAAACUUGAUAUAGAUUGAUAAAUACUUAUAACUUCAUCUGAUUUAACUAAUUGUGUAAAUCUCAAUUAAUAUUAUUUUGUACUUCGCACUUUGUAGUGU
Acromyrmex echinatior (Panamanian leafcutter ant) is the source of this 1008-nucleotide messenger RNA. Its product is annotated as retinol-binding protein pinta. NCBI's taxonomy places the organism in Eukaryota, Metazoa, Arthropoda, Insecta, Hymenoptera, Formicidae. Gene Ontology annotation, molecular function: phosphatidylinositol bisphosphate binding. Gene Ontology annotation, cellular component: membrane. The record is from RefSeq and is a predicted model, not a curated record.